Messenger RNA from Juglans regia (Persian walnut), 1555 nucleotides. Its product is annotated as protein APEM9. The transcript is spliced from 8 exons. Gene Ontology annotation, biological process: peroxisomal membrane transport. NCBI's taxonomy places the organism in Eukaryota, Viridiplantae, Streptophyta, Magnoliopsida, Fagales, Juglandaceae. The coding region runs from base 271 to 1353 and encodes 360 amino acids. The record is from RefSeq and is a predicted model, not a curated record.
CAACGAUUGAUACUGCAGUCUGUAGCUCAAAAAUACCCCCGGCCUCGAGCAUCUGCUUCUCAUCUGUAUGUAUAAGCCCCCUGAUCAUGCAAAUCCUCUCCAUCAGGGAAUAAAAUCCCCUGAUUUUUCCUCUCUUACAAAUUAGGGCUUUGUAUUCCCAAUCUCUCACCGCUCUUGUCGCCGUCCUCUGAGGUCCAGCCACUGCCGCCAGGUGCCUCUACGUUCAACCUAAGGAUACUGCCGAUUCUGCCCAUUAUUGUUCAGAGAAAGAUGGCCGAGACUACAUCAAGUACUGCAAUUUGGGAAGAAAUCGAGCGAUCCGAGAGCUACCUAGUGUGCUCAAUGUAUGAGGAGGCGGCAUCCUUAGCUUCAUCGAUAUUAAAGCGUCUUUGCAACAAUAACGAUAACGAAGGCAUUGAAGCUGGAGAAGAUGUUGAAUUCUACGACAUGUUAGAGUCGACUGGUAUGGUGUUGGUGCAGUCCUUGAAGGAACUUGGAAGGUCAUCAGAAAUUCUGAAUCAGCUUAAACUACUUUAUGUUCUUGUCACUGCUAUCCCUGUUCAAGUUCUGCUUACUGGGGUUUGCUUUCAGAUAUCAGAAGGUUCUUCUUUUGGUGUUCGGGAAUUUCUUGAGGAUUUCCUUAGCAAGUGGAGAUCUAUAGAUGAAAGAUACUAUGUUCUUGUUGAUGCAGAAGCAAAUGUAGAUUGUAUGCCAAGACAUGACAGGCGUUUUAUUCUAGGAGUUGAUGAAUAUUUUGAAGUUGUCGAGGUCUAUGCCGUGACCCUUCUUGCAACAGUUUUAAAUGAUUUUGAAUUUGCCAUCUCGUUGGUUGAGAAAGCUGCACUACCUGAGGAAAAACGACAGGUACUUCUGAGGAAAUUACAUUCCCUUCAUUCUAUUAAAGCCACCAACUUGUCACAAGGACCCUCAAUUUUACCGGGAGAUAAUCAUGACGCUCGUUUCUCAUCACUGAAAGAACUGAAUGUGCCUGAGGGUUCUCGAAAAGCAUUGAAUGCCAAAUACCAACCUAAUCAAGGGAGUGUUGCCAAACAAGCAGUUUUAAAAUUCUCUGAACGGAUAGAACCAUGUUUCUGGUGGUUUCGUACCAUCACUUUGAAGUUUGGUAAUGCUCGAUUGGUUGUAUCGAAAGGGAAAAUUUUCCUGGGCUGUUUGAUCUUGCUCAUGUGCCAUGUUGUCCGAAAGAAAAAGGCUAUUUUGAAGAGGUUUGCUGGAAGACAUGUACUGUUCUUGAAGAGGGCCGUGAUGGAUUUGUGGCAGCUUGCGUUUUCGUACCAAGUGAAUCCUCUAGCAUCUGUUCAAUCUAUUGCCGCUGCAACACGUGGAGGGCAGUGAUGAGAUUUACAGUAAUUUCCCAUUUUAGGUCUCUCAUACAGGUGCAAUUCUUUGUGCAAGGUUUUGUGGCAAUAAAUUCACCAUAAAAUCUCCUUGUUCUGCAUAUAUUUUCAUGGUUGUAAUGAAUAAACGAAGUGAGAAGUUCAGUAAUAUAUAUAUAUAUCAUGCAACGUCUGCAGUGUCAAGGGACUUUGCUUUUUCU